Messenger RNA from Cercopithifilaria johnstoni, 738 nucleotides. The record is from the annotation of a GenBank genome assembly. Lineage: Eukaryota; Metazoa; Nematoda; Chromadorea; Rhabditida; Onchocercidae.
AUGCCUGUGGUGCUGCCUGCUCCUAAUCCAUCACAAAAAACAAUGUGUUUGCUCUACAUGGAGGCUUUCGACAUUAUUAUUCCGAACUCUCAUUUCAUAACUGUUGGUAGUGAGGGCAAAAACAAAUAUUCAUCUGACCCGAACCAUUAUAAGUGUAAUGUGAGCAAAAGUCAGGGUGGUGCAAGUUUCGUAAUUGAUGUCGAAGUUGGAGAGAACAUAGAAGACGCCAAAAAACAGUACUAUUUGAAGAGUGGGACUACGAUAACGUUUCAAUUAGAUUUCGUGCGAAGUCGAAAUGGCUAUUGGUAUUUGGAUGGCACCACUUUAAAGAAUAGUUUCAAAAUUUCAGCUAUGAGCGGUGAACAAGACCUAACUAUAAGUACUGGUAUUGCUCUGAAUCGAGUAGAUAUUGGAGCCGCAUUUAAUCGGAAUUUUGCUUGUUAUCAAACGGAUGCAGCAAUUUUCAACGUAUCAGGUGAUAGUAAUCCAACACGUAUUGGGAUUGCACUACGGAAUUUUGAGGUGAGUUUGGGACUUAAAGGUAACAAGACACAGUUUGGGUACUAUACAUCGGAUUGCGUUGGGACGUUUACUGCUGGCACCUGGAUGGGUAUUAUCAUUUCUAUUGUCUUUAUAAGCGUUCUAUUGUUCGGUUAUCUAAUGGUGCAGUCAAUACACACGAUGGAUCGGUUUGAUGAUCUGAAACAAAAACAAAUCGUAAUUAAUUCCAGAGAAUGA